Molecule: messenger RNA, 630 nt
Organism: Ostreobium quekettii
Lineage: Eukaryota; Viridiplantae; Chlorophyta; Ulvophyceae; Bryopsidales; Ostreobiaceae
Source: the annotation of a GenBank genome assembly
AUGCUGGACCUCGCUGAACUGCAAGCACCCUACAAAUCCGUCGUCAUCAGCGCCAUCUUUCUGGGCAUGGUUCCCAUGACCUUCCUGGGGCUCUUCCAGCCCCUGAGGUUCAAGAUGCACCUGCCCAUCCACCUCCUGUCGUCGGCAUUCAUAAUGGCCACCGCCAACCUGCAGGUCUGCAGGCUGUCAAACGCCAUCGGAUAUGCGGGCACGGGGUGGCUGAUCGACAAGAUGGAUUUUGUCGCAAGGAGCAUUGUGGGCGCUGCCCUGGCCACGGAUGUCAGCGAUGACCCGUUGUGGAAGGUGGAGUUCCCCUGCCUGCAGCAAGCGCUGUUCCUUCAGAUGUACCUCGGCUUUGGCGCAGUUACCUAUGCUGUCUGGCUGUUUGAGCACCGGUCGAGGGUAGCCUUCAUCGAGUCAUUGCCGUUCGAGGACAGGCCGACGCAGUGUGUGAGUGAGCUGGUGUGGUCCACAAUCUUCAUGCACGCCAUGAUCCUGCUGGUGGCCUUCGGCAUCUUUUGGCGCGUGUUUCUGAGCUUUGCUCCGGGGCUGAUCAACUGGGGCAUGUGCGGGGGGUUGCUUUCGGCGAGGCCCGCAACCGAGGUGUGCUCAAGACUGGGUGUGGACUAG